AUUUUGGUUUGUUUGGUAGCUUAGAUUUAAUCAGGAAUGUUGAUGAUCCGAUUGUUGCAAUGGCCACUUAUCAUACUACAGCCAAAAACUUCGAUACAAAUUUUUUAAGAAAAGGAGUAAUUUUCAGCCAAAAGAGGAUAGCAAUGUCGAUACCACUUGUAUGAAGAUAUGAUAUUUCCAGUAUUAAUGUUAAAAAAUUAUGCAGCACUAAAAAAGUUAAAAUGCAAGAUCAUACUUCUUCACCUCCUCAGCCUGCUGAGCUCUUAUCCCUGUUCAUGGAGUGGACAAUGCUGUUAGACAAAUCAGUUUUUGGUUCAAUCCAUAGUUUGUACUUGGUUGAUAUUUCUGAAGAUCACUUAAAACAACUCGAUGUUUUGAGUUUGCAACAGACAUUUCAAGCAAAUCGAGAUCAAAUGGCUUCUGCACACGAGACAACAGAUUAUGAUACCACUGCAAAGAAUUGUGAAAAAAGUUUACUUGACAAUUUAUUUGAUAAUAUGGAGAAGUUGAAUUUAAUAGAACAGAGAGACAACGUAAUCCUCCCAGAACAUUUAAAAACCUGUGAAUCACCAUUUUUGUGGCAUACCUAUCAAAAGAGAGGACUUGGCUCUGAGCUGGUCAUUGCAAGAAAUAUAGAAAAACUUGAAGAACUUGACUUAGAUGAACCUGGCUUUUCAAUGCAAAGGUAUGUAACCUUGUUGAAACUGGUUUUUGAAUAUUACGUCAGACAUGAGGAUGAUAAGGCUUGGGAAACUAUGAAGACAAUUGAAGAGAAGCUUGAAAAGGAAGCAUCUGACAACAAUGCAGACUAUAAUAAAACUAAGCUGUCACUGGGACAUGUUGUUACCUCUACAAAGGUACAUAUGCUGGCAAUGACAGGAGAGGAAGAAAAGGCUCGAAAGAUUAGUAAAGACAUAAUUCCCACAAACAUUAUGAGCAAGGCAGACCAAGCUGCUUUGAAUGCAAUGAAGGCUAGGUUUUUCCUCUACUCUGGGUAUGAGAACGGAGAGAGUGUUGGAGUUGGGCUCAUGAGGAAAGCCUGUGAGUUAGAACCCGACAAUCCGGAAUUGAAAUAUCUCUUGGCCAAGAUCAUAAGGCAAGAGCGGAAAGAUGUUCCUUAUUCUAUGGAUAUACCUAGAGAGGAGCUUAUUUUGCUUGAGGAUGUAGUUUCGAAAUCAAGAAACCAGAAGUAUGUGGUGUAUUUAGCUCAAGUCUACAGAGAAUGUGGUGCUCAAGGUUUUAAGCAGUACAGAAACAAGGCAGGGUUUUAUAAUAGUCCGUUAUACGAUGCAAUUGAAGAUAUGUAUGACAGAUCAUUAAAACUUUACAAAGAAGCCUAUGAUAUGUCAUCAGACAGUCCCUCUGCGCUUAGGAGAAUUGGAUAUGGAAUUAUGAAUUUACCCAAGAAAUUCACAGACUACGACUUUGCACUCAAAUGCUUGUUGCGCUCUUUGGAACUUUCAGAAAACAUGAUGACAUUGCAUGUACUGGGAACAUUUUAUCAUCGAUAUGGUAAUGACAAUGUUAAAGCCUUAGAAUACUUUGAAAAGACUACCAAAAAAGGGAGCCAUGCUGGUUUAUCUGAUAUGAUCAGAGUGAAGUACAUCCUCAAUCCAGAAUACAAUCCUUGUGAAGACCUGGAAUCUGGUUUGAAAUGGGAGAUAAAGAAGAAAAAUCGCUUACAUUUACUUGCACAGUUUGGAGCAUACUUCCUGCUCGUGAGGCGAAAUGUGCCCGAGAGCAUAAAAUACUUCUCUGAGAUUGUUGAUGACAACAAGGAUACCCCUCAUAUGCAGGUUUUCAAGUCGUUUUUUCUGAGAAUGUAUGAACCCAUUAACCUAUAUGAGUAUAUCAUCAAUGAAGCACUUCUUUUACUUGAGAAGGCUCACUCUUCCGAAGGUCAGAAGGACUGUUCUCUGUUAGACGAUAAAGAUACAGACUGUGUGAAAGACUUUGUGAGUAAACUGAGUGAGAUUUUCCCCGAAAUGGUGAAAAUUGAGCCUGAUCCUCACUUAGUUGACAGGCUCCACCAGACCUCGAAAGAGAUCAUACAGAGAGAGAAUAAAAAAUGUAAAGAGUCCCGAAAUGACUUUAGACCAAGUAACCGAGGAGGAUUCAGCCUCCACCGGGAAAGAGGACGAGCUCGUGGUGGGAUAGGAUACCACCAACGAGGCAGAGGAGCUUCGUCUGAUGUCUCAUCAGAGAGGAGAGGGAGAUUUUCAGUGGCAAAUCAAAGAGACAAAGGUGGUGAAGGCAGUUCUGAAAGGCCAGCAAGAGACUUGUCCGGUGGUCAUUCUGACAGUAAAGAGAGGCGUGGAUCAAAUAGAGGAAAAAGAAACAUUGAUCACACAAAUUGGCGUCAAAGAAACUGAAAAACCACAGUAUAGUAUGAGUGUAAGUAUAUGUACAUAUAAAAUAAUAAACUGCUGUUUUAUAAUCAAAUCAUUUAUUGUCAGGACACUGCAAUUGUGUAUAGUUGUCAACAAGUUAUAACAUGUGAAACAAGGUAAAGAAGCAUACUAUUACUAGCAUUGUAAAAUUCGUUUACACUAUAGAUACACUUCUUAAGCUUAUAUUAACUGAAAACUCAAUUUUUAUUACUUAAGGUUUUGUUUGUGUAUUCAUUUUGAUGCAUAUAAAAAGCCGAUAUUAUUUUAAUUGUUUUCUUUUUUGCAGAUCAUAUCAAAAGAUUUGAAAUCAGAAUAUAUUCUUUUUUAAUACAAUAUGUUGCAUAUGAUAUUUAUGUAUCUUACAUUAUUAUGAAUCACUGUUUGCUUAAGUAAUUUACAUGUAGGUAUAAAAAUUCAGCAAAUUGAAUAGAGACAAGAGUAAAGUGCUAUAUUUUUUUUAUUAUCUAUUUUUGUAUGAAUUUAGAAUGCCAGAUAAAUGGUUUGAUUGGGGGAAAAAUGUGUAUGGUGUUUUUAUUACAUUAGAGGAAUGUGUAAUUCUUAUUAUAGUUUAUAAAUUAUAUUUUGUAUGAAGAAAAUUAUUUUUGUGUGUGAGUUGAUAAAAUUUGUUUGGAACUGAAAUUGUAAUUAUUCUUUUCAAAGUAAACUAUUUUACUGCAGAUUAAUAAAAUUGCCUUUCCUCUGAUAUCUCUUGUUGGGGUACCAUACUAUUUUAAAAACCAAAUCUGUGGUUUACUUAGGAACAUUUAGCCAAUUACUAUGUGUAGAUUUUCCUAAUGUAAUAGUAAGUAAAAUAUUAAAAACCAGGUUUAAUAAUAUUGUUGACUAUAAGUCAUCGAAAGUAUAUGGUCACACACCUGUAACGCACCUCUUUCUUAUUCAUAUUUUUACUGUUAAAAAUAUGAAUUAAUUGCAACAAUUUUAUAAAACCAAACUUUUUGUUCUCAACCCAAGUCAUUCCAUAUCAAGUGGUAAAAAUUAAAAAUUUUCUACUCUUUAUCUCAUUAGGUUUUGAAAAAUUGUAAUUCAAAGUCUCAAAACAUAUGUGAUAUUGCACUUUUCAGGCUAGAAUUAAGAUAUAGAUGUAAAAUAAACACAAUUCUGUCCAGAAUUAAAUUAGCUAUAAUGACAGUACAGCUAAUUAAGUACACAAUAAUGCCAGUAAUUAAGUACAUGACAGUAUUUCAAGUACUUAAGUUUUUUAACUUCCAAUUUCGACAUUUUAAAUGUGAAUUCUUAAAAAUGCAUACUGUAUGACUAAUAAUUAAUAUAUAUACCAUGAAUUCCUAAUGUCAUUACUAGGUUGUGUAUAAAAUUUCAAUGUGGGAUCUCAAUGUGAUCAUAUAUUUAUUAUUAAUACAUUUUUAACUAAAUUAAUAUAUGUGCUAUAGACUGUGAGGUGUCUAUUUUCAUUGCAAUCUUAUGUAUAUUAAUUUAUUUACAUAUGAUCAAAGUAAGAUUCCAAAUUGAAGUUUUGUACACAACUUAAUAUUGACGUUAGGAAUGCAUGGUAUUUGUUAUUUUUAUUUUCAAAUAUAUGCGAUUUUUAGAGUUUACGUUUACAAUUUCAACUUUUGAAGUUGCAAAUUUUAAGUACUUGAAAUACUACCAUGUUGUACAUCAAAUUAAAGCUAAUUUAAUUCUUAACAGAAUGUUUUUAUUAUUUUAUCUCUCCAUCUUAUCCCUCAGACUGAUAAUAACAAACUCCAAGAAUGAGACACUGGUUUUUGUCUUUGUGCAGCAUAUUUUUAAGAUAUAUUUUAAAAUAUGUUCUAAAUGUGAAGAAAUGAGUGUUAUAUAUCAAUGAUUUAGAAACCAGAGAAAAAUGUAAAAUAAUUUUUUUUAAAUAUGCACUUACUAAAGUGUUGUUUUAGUUUGUUUUUAUAUAAAUUGAAAAAUGCGUAUUGUAAUUUUUUUGUUUCCUAAGUUUCACUCCAUGUAACUUUUACGUGACUUGAGAUAGUAAGAUAUUGUAAAUGUACAAAUUUUUUAUAAAAAUGUGAAGUAUGUACUUCUUCCUUUGGCAGUAUGCAUAUCCAUAUUGGUGUUUGAUGAAUUCUUUGGGCAAGAGGAAUAUCAGAUAAUGACUGUCGCUAUUAAUUUGUUCACAACCCAACUUCCACAUUCCACCGGUUCAUAAUCAUCCAGACAACCUGACAACAAAUCUGACAAAAGAAAUAUCAUCACUUCAUUUGCUGAUGUCACUUUCAGCAUCAGAACUAAUAUUUUCACUAUCCAAUAGUUUACAUAUUCGUUUGAAUAAGGAUCGCCUAUUUCACAACAUAACAAUCAAUUAUAAACAACUAGCCUACAUAAUAACCUAGCAACAGUAACAACAAAGAAUGUCAAGGCCAUGCACCACGUCACCAGCUGCGUAGUCCGUCAGCUGUAUGCUGGUACAGCAUUUGGAUCGAUAUCAACUGAUGAGUAAUAUUACGAAUAUAAAUUAUAUAAAAUGAAUUGGUAUUCAUGAGUAGAGGAUUCGACUGGUGUAAGUUAUGUCAAACGGUUUUCGCGUAAUAAUAGCGGAAAGUUUACAAACUACAGACGGCUGUGCCAUUUAAGUUCACAGUAUUGAUGAACGUCUGUGCCGUUAGUCAUCAGUCGGGGGAUUAAUUCUAGUACGGGAUGUGAAAUAAAAUAUAAAUUCAUGUAAGCGCAAAAACACAUUUGUUUGAGAUUUUGGAAUAAUAUUUUUUACUUUAAGAGGUACAUUUUUUCAUAUUUGUUUCUUUUGCAUAUAUGUAUCUAAUAUAAAAAUAUCAACUCUGUAAAUAAUAGUUAGGUAAUUGGGAUUUGAUCACUUGAUAUGGAUUGACCCACUCAUGUAUAUAAACAAAGUUAUUAUUUAUAAUAUUAGUGCCCAAUUUCAUUGUCCCAAUCACGAAGUGGUGCCAUAAGUGCCAAGGUAUAAUUUUUCAGGAGAAUAACAGAAUAUUGUGCCUUAUAGUAAACAUUAUAUCAUGAGCAACAGUUACAAUCAUGUAAUCAAUAAUCAGUAUGUUUACAUAUGCAUUUUUAUUCAUAAAAAGUUAUUGCAUCAUUUGAUUAACCUUUCACAUAGAUUUUAAGCCAAGACCUGCAAAGAUGUUCAUUUAGAAUCAUGAAAGUUAUGCCUUUUUAUGUUUGGGACGAUGAAUUUUUCCAAGGAUGCAUCGAUAAUAGCAAAAAUGUGUACAGAUGUAACAAAAAGUGUUUUUUGGGUGUACAAUAUUGUAAAAUGUAAAUAAAUCAAGCUUUACCAAAGUACUUGACUGAUAUGUUAUAUAUUAAAUACUCAUGGUCCUUACAUUAAUUCUAGAGUUCAUCAAAUAGAGUAAUCCUAUAAUAAUGUAUAACUUUAAAACGAUUUAAACAAAAACUUUGCAAUUAGUAAUGUAGAAUCUAAUUCAAACUAAAAUUUUAUAACAUCUAUAGCAAUAUUUUGUGAUAGAUUUUGAAAAUUUAUUUUUUGAAUGUUAUUAAUUCUUGUAUACUUUUUAAUUGUUACUUUACCACAUCUAAGUUGUUAAAAAUAUUGUCUUAUUAACUCUUAAACUUGAAAUUCUGAAGGUUUCAUGAGAGCACACCUUGUGUGGAUUAUAAUUGUUCUCCUGAACACAUAUGUGGUCUAGCAUCUAGAAACACUUACAUAUAGUUUGUGUUGUUCAUAAUAGAGUGCAGUGGUUUGUUUUAUCCGUUUCUUUUCAGUUAUAAUUUCUCCUGAUUCAUUGUGGCUUGUCAUAUGUUCCAAAACAGUAAAAGAAUAAAUGCAAUCAUAAUUCAAAUUUUUAUAAUCUUUUUAUGUUGCUGGACUUGAUAUUUAUGAAUUGAAAAUGAUUGGAGAAUAAACGUUUGUGCAAUUGUAUAGAAUGAUGAAUAAAAUCUUGUUAAUUAGUUUAUAGGGAAGAUUUUUAUGAAUGAAGAGAGUAUUUAUUAUGAUGAUAAUUCCAAUAGUGAUGAAAACAAUCGGACAGACUGCGUUGACUAGCUGUGUGGCUGGGUCAAGCAUGGAUGUGCUGUAUGUGUAACGUUGCAAUAUACAUAAGAAAAUGCAUCAGUCUUUUGCGCUGUUAAAUUCAAUAAAGGUACAUGUGUACAAUUCUUAUUGAACUGGAAAUGGAUCAUUUAAUGUCUUACCAUAGUAUUAAAAAUAUAUAAAUAUUGAUUUAAUGUUGGAUUGUGUAAUAUGUUAUUAGUAAUUUUAAUUUGUGUGAAAAUAAGAAAGAGUUUAAUUUAAAGAGGUACAUAUAUUUUUCUCCUUUUCAAAGUAUACCUACUUUAGCAAAUUCCAGAAAACAAAACAAAUAUAAAGCUCUAUGGAAGAAAUCUACCAGUCAAAGAGUUAAUUAAUGAUGGUUAUUUAUUUCAUUCACAAUUUUAUUAUGAAUUAAGUUUUUUAAUGAAUUCCAUCCAACAGUGUAGGUAACAUACUUAGUGUAGAUGUCCAAUAAACUCAAAUUCUAUUUCAAAUUGUGUUGGUGCUAUUUUGAUUUUGAAAUAUAUACACUUUAUUUAAACAAGAUAUAAUAUAAUAAAUAUUUUUACUCACGAAAUUAAUAUUCUUGUUCAAACAAAUUGUAUGUAUUACAUUUAUUCCCUUGUUAUUAGUAAAAAAAUUUCUUGUCAGAAUUAGAGAACUUAAUUUUGUAUAUUAUUUCUUACAAUGAAUGUGUAAGAUUUCUUCAAUUUCUACUUUUUAAUUUCAUUGAAUAUGAUUAUAAAAUGUUGAGCAAUGCAUAUUAAAAACUGUGUUAAUUGUUAUCUAAUUUUUGUAUCACUGCUCAAAAGAUUUGUUUUUUUUUUUAAGUAAACAAUAUUUGAAAAAUAUACCCUUUUAAUACAUUGUAUCAUUUUUAAUAUAUUGCUAAAAUACUAUAUUAUUGUGAUUAUUGAAACUUUUGUGAUUCUAACAAGUUAUUUCCUUUAUAGUGUAUAGAGGUUGCAUAUUUAAAGGAAAUUUCCAUGUUAAAUUAUUAUUAUUAUGAGUUGGAGUUGAUCAAUAAAGUCAUCUUCAAUUUUA
This is a messenger RNA of Homalodisca vitripennis (glassy-winged sharpshooter), 7410 nucleotides long. RefSeq lists its product as uncharacterized. The coding region runs from base 222 to 2372 and encodes 716 amino acids. The transcript has 8 exons. Gene Ontology annotation, molecular function: protein binding. The record is from RefSeq and is a predicted model, not a curated record. Lineage: Eukaryota; Metazoa; Arthropoda; Insecta; Hemiptera; Cicadellidae.